Hibiscus syriacus is the source of this 2766-nucleotide messenger RNA. Its product is annotated as protein ENHANCED DISEASE RESISTANCE 2-like. The coding region runs from base 176 to 2500 and encodes 774 amino acids. The transcript has 22 exons. NCBI's taxonomy places the organism in Eukaryota, Viridiplantae, Streptophyta, Magnoliopsida, Malvales, Malvaceae. The record is from RefSeq and is a predicted model, not a curated record. Gene Ontology annotation, molecular function: lipid binding.
UUCAUCUCUGCUCUUCUCUCCUCUUUAGCUGAAUCAUUCCGUCCUCAGAUCCGCCCUCGAUCGAUCCAAAACCAACUUCAUUUUUCGAAACUAUUUUUUUUCUAAAAGUAGUUUCCGAUCAAAUCAAAAUCAGUUUGGUUUUUGUUUCGCCAUUGGAGCUGAGUUUUUUUCAAAUAUGGAAAAAACGACGGCGUUUAAAACAGAGGAAGGCGACGGAGGACAGGAGAGAGAAGUAUUGUUGAACUGCAGCAACGGAAGCAACGGCAGCGGCAACGGAAACGGCGAUCACAAACAUAGGCAUAAACCUUCAGCCAGCUUCGGUGGGGACGAGAAGGGGAUUUUUGAAUUUUUCGGAUGGGUGUAUCAUAUUGGAGUCAACUCGAUCGGUCACGAGUAUUGUCAUCUUCGCUUCCUCUUUAUAAAAGGAAAAUACGUUAUGAUGUACAAAAGAGAUCCUCAUGAGAACCCCGGUAUUAAACCUAUUAGGAAGGGUGUUAUUGGACCUACAUUGAUGGUGGAGGAGUUAGGACGGCGGAAAGUCAAUGAUGGGGAUCUUUAUGUCAUACAGUUUUACAAUCGAUUGGAUGAGUCCAAGAAAGGAGAAAUUGCUUGUUCUUCUGCUGGAGAAGCUCGGAAAUGGAUGGAGGCAUUUGACCAUGCCAAGCAACAGGCUGAAUAUGAGCUUUCAAGAGGAGGUAGUACCAGAAACAAGUUAAGCAUGGAGGCUGAUAUUGAUUUGGAACAUCGACCACGAGUAAAGCGGUAUGCACACGGACUAAAGAAACUUAUAAGAAUUGGAAAAGGUCCAGAGAUGCUUUUGCGGCAAACCUCAAGCUUGGGUGGUUAUGGUACAUCAGAUGGAUACUUUGAAGGGCAGUUUGGAGAUGCAAUUGAAGCACAUGAAUGGAAAUGUGUUCGUACGAUCAAUGGUAUUAGAAUCCUUGAGGAUGUGGCUGAUUCUAAGAAUGGAAAAGGUGCCCUUGUAAAAGCUGUUGCUCUUGUAGAUGCAAGUGCAGAUACCGUUUUUGAAGUAAUCUUAAAUCUGGACCGUCGUAAGAGAUAUGAGUGGGAUACGGUGACUGCUGACUUGGAGCUGAUAGAUUCUUAUGAUGGACACUACGAUGUUGUUUAUGGAAUAUAUGAUCCAAAAUAUCUUACUCGAUGGAAAUCCAAGAGAGAUUUUGUCUUCACUAGGCAGUGGUUUCGAGGGCAAGAUGGAACAUACACAAUUUUGCAACUUCCAGCUGUACAUAAGAAGCGACCUUCUAGGUCUGGAUAUCGGCGUACAACAAUUAAUCCAUCUACAUGGGAGAUUAGAAGUUUAAAUGCACCCAUGGGUUCAAACAUUGCAAAAUGUCUUCUAACACAUAUGUUGGAGUUCCAUACUGAAGGAUGGCUUCCAUGGAAGAAAAAUAGCAGCUCAAAGUUUGAAAAUACCAUCCCAUAUGCUUUAUUAUCCCAAGUGUCAGGGUUAAAGGAAUAUAUUGGAGCAAAUCCAUCACUGAGUUUUGAAUCUUCCACCAUGGUUGUCCAGUCAAAACUUUCUGAUGUUUCAACUUCCAAUAGCGACUUUGAGGAUUCAGAUGUGCGGGAUGAAUUCUAUGAUGCAAUUGCUGGUGGUUCUUCUUCAUCUUCAGAAGAUGAAGAGAGUGAGGAUGAUGCAGACAAGAAGGAAAGGAAAAUUAAGCUGAAGAAUGUAUCUUGGGCCAUCUCAAGCUUAGCUUUGAAGCGAGCUUCAGCUCCUGAUGUAAAUAAGGAAUUGGAUCCAAGUGUACCUCCUGUCCAUUUCGAUCCAAGCCAAUUCAAUGGUUCCCUCCCUAAAGGAAAGGAUGAGACUGGCUCAAAUUGUUGGACUUCUCCUAGUGGUAGGGGAUUUAUGAUAAGAGGAAAGACUUACUUAAGAGAUAGUGGCAAGAUCAUGGGUUCAGAUCCCCUUCUCACGCUAAUAGCUGUUGACUGGUUCAAAGUUGAUACACCCACGGAUAAAAUUGCAUUGCAUCCUAGGUGUCUAGUUCAGACAGAUGCUGGAAAAAAGCUUCCAUUUAUCCUUGUGAUUAACCUAGAGGUCCCUGCUAAACCAAACUAUAGUUUGGUCCUUUACUAUGCUUCUGAUAGGCCCGUGAAUAAAAAUUCUUUAUUGGGAAGAUUUGUGGAUGGAACAGAUAUGUUCCGCGAUGCACGAUUUAAACUGAUUCCAAGUAUUGUUGAGGGCUAUUGGAUGGUCAAGCGUGCAGUUGGAACAAAAGCUUGCCUACUUGGGAAAGCUGUUACCUGCAAGUAUUUCAGACAAGACAACUUUCUCGAGAUUGAUGUGGAUAUCGGGUCAUCAUCUGUAGCAAGAAGUGUCAUUGGCCUUGUCCUUGGAUAUGUCACAAGCUUAGUAGUAGAUCUUGCAAUAUUAAUAGAGGCAAAGGAGGAGUCAGAAUUGCCUGAAUACAUUUUGGGCACCGUUCGACUAAAUCGUGUUAAGCCUGAAUCUGCUGUACCACUUAACGAUUGAAGUUAACCACUUUGUUAUAAUCUGGUCUUUAAGCAUCUUGUGGUCGUUGUGAUGAGUAGGCUCGGAUCAUAAACGCUUCCGAUAUGGUAUUAGAUUAUUGUUGAGUUAGCUUCCAAACUAGUAGCAUUUGCAGCCCAAAUUUUCUUUAUUUUUUCAGUUUGCAGCUCACUUUUACGUACAUUAAAAUGAUCAUAUUGGUUGAAGAAACAAAUGGUUUAUUUUGGACAUUAAAGUUUCCCACAAUUUGGGACAUGGUUUGGUUGAAG